CUGUCUCAAAUGGCAUAGUGCUCCAUCUACAGUCUAUAAUUGAGUCUAUCAGGUAUCCAUGUAAGUUUUUUGAGGUUGAGGUUGAGACUUGAUAGAAAAGGAAGAGAGAGACGCCUUAUCUGAAAGUUUUCAUUUUCAAGUAUAUAGUCCAAGCAAAAGCUUCUCUUGGUGGCAUUAAAAGAAACCAGAAACCAUUUUCCUCCACUCACAAACACUACCUCUAUCUGCAUACCAAAAACCAACACCUUUUUUUCCUCCUAUUUGCACCAUAAAAUAACCCUACUUGGUCUUUCAUCCUCUACUUGCACAGGCAAAUCCCGCACCGGCAAGACAUAGUUUCCGGUUCUCCGUCAGGCCAUUUUCAGGCAGUUCCUAGUUAAGGGGAGAAUGGGACAGAUUCUGGCACCUGCAACUCAAUGGCAGAUGAGAGUACCAAAGUGCUCCUCCUUUGGGAGUCCCAUGGCAACAAAGAUGUGGAGUUCUUUGUUGUUGAAACAGAACAUGCAUGGAGCAGCCAAAGCCACCGGUAAAUUUAGAGUGCUCGCCUUGCAGUCCGAUAACAGCACUGUCAACAGGGUAGAACAGCUACUAAACAUGGACGUCUCUCCAUACACUGACAAGAUCAUUGCCGAAUAUAUUUGGAUAGGAGGCAGUGGAAUCGACAUGCGGAGCAAGUCCAGGACAAUUGCAAAGCCAGUUGAACAUCCCUCUGAACUUCCCAAGUGGAACUACGACGGAUCGAGCACCGGACAAGCACCUGGUGAUGAUAGUGAAGUUAUUCUAUACCCUCAAGCAAUUUUCAAGGACCCUUUCCGGGGAGGUAACAACAUUUUGGUAAUUUGCGAUGCAUACACACCGGCCGGUGAGCCCAUUCCCACGAACAAGCGCCACAAAGCGGCUGAGAUUUUCAGUAACAAGAAGGUGGUAGAUGAAGUACCAUGGUUUGGGAUUGAGCAAGAGUACACCUUACUUCAACAAAAUGUGAAAUGGCCUUUGGGUUGGCCUGUUGGAGGCUACCCUGGUCCCCAGGGUCCUUAUUACUGUGGAGCUGGAGCCGACAAGUCAUUCGGGCGUGACAUCUCCAACUCUCAUUACAAGGCUUGUCUAUAUGCCGGUAUUAACAUCAGUGGAACCAAUGGGGAGGUUAUGCCAGGCCAGUGGGAGUAUCAAGUUGGUCCCAGUGUCAGCAUUGAAGCCGGAGAUCAUAUCUGGUGUUCCAGAUACAUUCUCGAGAGAAUCACUGAACAAGCCGGUGUUGUUCUCUCUCUUGAUCCUAAGCCAAUAGAGGGUGACUGGAAUGGUGCCGGAUGUCACACCAAUUACAGUACUAAGAGCAUGAGGGAAGAGGGAGGCUUUGAAGUUAUAAAGAAAGCAAUCUUGAAUUUGUGGCUCCGCCAUAAGGAGCAUAUCAGUGCCUAUGGUGAAGGAAAUGAGAGAAGAUUGACAGGGAAGCAUGAAACAGCCAGCAUUGACACCUUUUCUUGGGGAGUCGCUAACCGCGGUUGUUCGAUCCGAGUCGGGCGUGACACUGAGAAGAAUGGAAAAGGUUACUUGGAAGAUCGGCGUCCGGCUUCGAACAUGGACCCGUAUGUUGUAACAGGGUUGCUAGCAGAAACUACAAUAUUGUAUGAGCCAACACUUGAAGCUGAAGCACUUGCAGCUCAGAAGAUUGCUUUGAAGGUCUAAAUAACCCAAUUUGAUGUAUAUUAUCUAUAUUCAACUCAUUUAAAUGGAUGGUUUUGCCUUAUUUUU
Molecule: messenger RNA, 1752 nt
Organism: Hibiscus syriacus
Lineage: Eukaryota; Viridiplantae; Streptophyta; Magnoliopsida; Malvales; Malvaceae
Product: glutamine synthetase leaf isozyme, chloroplastic-like
Exons: 13
Coding region: 388-1686 (432 amino acids)
Cellular component (GO): cytoplasm
Molecular function (GO): glutamine synthetase activity
Source: RefSeq, a predicted model, not a curated record